UCUGGAUUUUAUAUGGCAGUGUAGAAGGCACUGAAGUCUCCUUCUCUGGAGGUUUUUAAGCAGAGCCUGGAUGGCCAUCUGCCGGGAGAGCUUUGAUUGUGUCUUCCUGCCAGGCAGAAAUAUUUAUUUAUUUCCAACAUUUAUAUCCCACCCUUCUCACCCGAAGGGACUCAGGGUUGGACUGGAUGGCCUUUGGAGUCUCUUCCAACCCUAGGAUUCAGAGCGUGGUGGAAUCUCCUUCUGGCCAUCUGUUGGGAGUGUUUUGAUUGUGUCUUCCUUCCUGGAAGAAGGGGGUUGGAUGGAUGGCCUUUAUGGGCCCCUUCCAACGCUAGGAAUUUUUGAUUCUAUGGAAGAAGAGGGCGUCUCAGGAGGCUGAAAAGGUGGAAAGCCCAUUGGAGUUCAGCCUGCGAGUGCUCUGAGGCCUCCUUCUCAGCUGGAAACUGAACAGGCAGGGUUGGGUCUCCAGAGCAGGCAGCCUUGGAAGGACCAGUCGGGGACCUCACCUGCCAGGCCAUUGCUGGACAUUCCCGAGUUCCACAAGCGGUGACAUCACAAAGCGUCCCUGGGGCAACCGUGGAACGCGGCCUCUGUUUGAGAGCCCGUCUCCUUGAGCCUUGGAGCCGCGAUGGACGCCACGAGCCGGCCCCACCGCAUCCCCCCGGCGAUGGGGGUCUACGCCGAGAAGCACAAGGUCUUCCAGAUGAUGCAGAACAUGACGGAGGCCCUGCUCAUCUACCGGCCAAAGGACCCCAUCGAGUUCAUGAUCGAGCACCUGAUGAAGGACAACGACGAGGUGCCGGCGGUGCUGGUGCUGGGCCCGCCGGCCGCAGGGAAGACCACCAUCGCCCGCUGGCUGUGCAAGCACCUCAGCGCCACGUACCUCAGCCCCCAGCAGCUCCUGAGGAACAAGCUCCUGCGCCAGUCCCGCGAGGCCCUCGCCCGGCAGCAGCUCCAGGGCAGCGUCCCCGACGAGCUGUGGGCCGGGCUGCUGGAGGAGCGCCUGGCCGACGUGGACUGCGUCAAGCUGGGCUGGGUGCUGGACGGCUUCCCUGAGACGCGGGCGCAGGCCCGGCUGCUGCAGGCGCUGGGCGUGGCCCCCCGGCACGUGGUGGUCCUGGAGGCGCCUGAGAUGGUCCUGGUGGAGCGCAACCUGGGCAAGCGCGUGGACCCCCUCACCCAGGAGGUCUACCACACCACCUUCGACUGGCCCAUCGACUUCACCGUGCAGAAGCGGCUGGUCAAGCCCGAGGGCACCUCGGUCCAGGACACGGCCAAGCGCCUGCUGGAGAGCCACCGCAACAUCCCGGGCCUCCUCCGGACGUACCCGGACAACCACAAGGUCAUCAGCGCCGACCAGCCCUGCGCCGACGUCUUCGCCCAGGCCCUGAGCUUCGUCCAGAGCCGCUUCCGCUCAGAGGCGCCCUUCUUGCCGCGGGUGCUGCUCCUGGGCCCGCCGGGCAGCGGGAAGAGCCUGCAGGCGGCCCUCCUGGCCCAGAAGUAUGGCCUGGUGCCCGUCUCCUUCGUGGACCUGCUCCGCGAGGAAGUGGUGGGCCGGACGUCGCUGGGGGAGCUCAUCAGGCCCUCCUUCGAGAGCGGGUACCCGGUGGGUGACACCGUGGCGCUGCGGGUGCUGGGGAACCGCCUGUCCCAGCUGGACUGCGCCACCCGCGGGUGGGUGCUGCACGGCUUCCCCCGCGACGUGGACCAGGCCGAGCUCCUGCGCCGCGCGGGCCUGGAGCCCAACCGGGUCUUCUUCCUGCACCUGCCGACCGAGGUGACCACCCAGCGCCUCUGCCAGCGGGCCACCGACCCCAUCUCCGGGGAGCGCUACCACACCAUCUUCAAACCCCCGGCCAACGAGGAGAUCCUCCAGCGCCUGCGCCGCAACCCCCACGAUGCCCCUCCGCGGGUGGAGAAGAAGGCCGACGCCUACGGCCGGCAGGUGGCCGACCUGGAGGACUUCUACGAGGAGGCCCUCUUCGUCAACGCCGACCAGGACCCCUACACCGUCUUUGAGCACCUCGAGAGCUGCCUGGUCACGCCCCUGCCGGUCACCCGGCCCGGGACGCGCUCCCUGGCCGGAGGCGCCAGUCACCUGUGACGACAAUGACACACCGAGGCAGCCCUCGACAAUGUUGUGUGUCCCGUUGUGGGCAGCAAGUCCGCUUCGGAUGCAAGCUUCCAAGGAGGGCAAACCCCUUUCCCCUUCAUUUUCAUACUAAUUUUGAUUCAAAAGUUAAUAAAAUACAAAACGAAGAAAGCAGAUUUCACCACCAGCAGUUGUUGCCGUGCCUGGUGCCUUUUUGGCAGUUGGUCUGCUUCGGAUGCAAGCUUCUAAGGAGGGCAAACUCCUUUCUCCUGUAUUUUAAUACUGUUUUUUAUUCAAAAGUAAAUAAAAAUUUAAAAAAUACAAAACAAAGAAAGCAGAUUGUCAUAGUA
Molecule: messenger RNA, 2439 nt
Organism: Anolis carolinensis (green anole)
Lineage: Eukaryota; Metazoa; Chordata; Lepidosauria; Squamata; Anolidae
Product: adenylate kinase 8
Exons: 1
Coding region: 626-2101 (491 amino acids)
Biological process (GO): nucleobase-containing compound metabolic process
Cellular component (GO): cytoplasm
Molecular function (GO): AMP kinase activity; nucleoside diphosphate kinase activity; ATP binding
Source: RefSeq, a predicted model, not a curated record